GCGGCGGGGGCUGAGCCGGCGGCUGGACCGCGGCCCCUCCGGUACCGGCUCCGCGCCCCGCCCGGCCCCGCCGAGCCGCCACCUGCCCGCGCCGCACGACAGGGGCAGCCAUGGGCAAGCACAGCAGCAAGCUGGCCCCGGAGAUGCUGGAUGACCUGGUGAGGAGCACGGAGUUCAGCGAGCAGGAGCUGAAGCAGUGGUACAAGGGCUUCCUCAAGGACUGUCCCACCGGCAUCCUCAACCUGGAGGAGUUCCAGCAGCUCUACAUCAAGUUUUUCCCCUACGGAGACGCCUCCAAGUUUGCCCAGCACGCUUUCCGCACCUUCGACAAGAACGGGGACGGGACCAUCGACUUCAGGGAGUUCAUCUGUGCCCUGUCUGUCACCUCCAGGGGCACCUUUGAGCAGAAGCUCAACUGGGCCUUUGAGAUGUAUGACCUGGAUGGGGACGGGAAGAUCACACGCUUAGAGAUGCUGGAGAUCAUUGAGGCCAUUUACAGGAUGGUGGGGACUGUGAUCAUGAUGAGGAUGAACCAAGAUGGGCUGACACCCCAGCAGCGUGUGGACAAGAUCUUCACAAAGAUGGACAAGGACAAGGACGACCAGAUCUCCCUGGAGGAGUUCAAGGAGGCUGCAAAGAGUGACCCCUCCAUCGUCCUCCUCCUGCAGUGUGACAUGCAGAAAUAGAGCCCUGGGGCUCAGUACUGGACUGGCUGCAGCCAACCUCUGCUCCCUGUGGUGGUUUCAAUGCCCAUUUUUUGCUGAGCCCCUCUGUGCCCGCUUGGUCCCAGGUAUCAGCCACGCUCCACCCCUCCUGCUGCCCAUCCACCUCUGCUCCAGCUGUAUCCUGGACAGCUCACAUUCCAUACCCUCAAAGGGUAGAGCCUGCUCUGGGUAUUGUCAGCUUGAGGUUACCCCAAAUCCAUUUUAUCCCAUCCUGGAGCUGGAUUCCCUGCAGCUAGUGACAAGUUUCCUGGCUCCCCAGGGCUAACUGUUCCCACAUCCCUGCUGCUUUAGAAUCACAUCCAAUCUAAACCUGGUUGUAGCCAGGUGGGUGUUGGUCUCUUCUCCCAGGCAACUAUCAGUAAGACAGGAGGGCAUGGUCUUAAGCUCUGCCAGGGGAGGUUUAGGUUAGAUAUUAAGGAGAAAUUCUUUACAGAGAGGAUAAUCAGGCUGGAAUGGGCUGCCCAGGGAAGUGGUGGACUUUCCGUCCCUGGAGGUUUUUAAGGUGAGACUGGAUGUGGCAUCAGUGCCAUGGGCUGGGAACCAUGGCAGGGUUGGAUUAAGGGUUGGACUUGAUCUCAGAGGUCCUUUCCAACCCAGCUGAUUCUGUGAUUCUGUGAGGUGCUGCUCCUGGUGUGUGGUGCUACUGUAGGGACUGAGGCUGUGCAGAGGUGUGGAUGGGUCCUGCACCUCCUGAGCCUCCUGGCAAAGCUCUGAGGCCACAAGAAACAUGCCUGUCCCCUUCCUCGCCCAUCCCAGCCUGCUGCAUCCAUCCCUCCUGUCCCAGGCCAGGAAUAUUGUCACAGGUUGGUGUUUAGUCUGCACGUUGUGGUGUUGAUGACUGUAGUAUCUCUUAGAAGAUGGUGAAGUUGUUAUCUAUUUUUUUAAUGGAAAAAUAAACUGUCCCCUGUGUA
Messenger RNA from Pseudopipra pipra, 1636 nucleotides. RefSeq names its product hippocalcin like 4 (gene HPCAL4). The record is from RefSeq and is a predicted model, not a curated record. Bases 111 to 686 code for a protein of 191 amino acids. Gene Ontology annotation, molecular function: calcium ion binding. The transcript has 4 exons. NCBI's taxonomy places the organism in Eukaryota, Metazoa, Chordata, Aves, Passeriformes, Pipridae.